Podarcis lilfordi (Lilford's wall lizard) is the source of this 14351-nucleotide messenger RNA. NCBI's taxonomy places the organism in Eukaryota, Metazoa, Chordata, Lepidosauria, Squamata, Lacertidae. The record is from the annotation of a GenBank genome assembly.
GCUGUAGUUUGUUCUGGCCCAGCGCGAAGUGAGCUGCUUUGGGUUGCCUCUUCUGAGAGGGACGUUCUGAGUGAGGCGCUGCUUAGACCUUCGUGCUUGCUCUUGAUUCAUCCCCUUAUGAUGAGCGGGGUGGCGUCGUUUUCAUAUUGCAUUUUGGACAUUUGACAAAAAAUAACUUCCCCGCCGCCGAGGAAGAAGGAGAAAAACAGCAGCCCCGAAGCAACGCCAUGGAGCUUGCUCUUCCUAGGUAAGCGCGCGACAAGAUUGCAGCUUGCUUUGCAUUGGCUGUGGUUGCUUUUCUAGGUCGCUUUUCAUUCACAUGACUCCCGAAGCGGCAUGCAAACAAUAAAUAGCAACAACGUGAGUAAAAUAUAAUAAUAGAGCAUCACAAAUGCAGCACAAAUUGUAUAAAGUAAUUGGCCAACCGUUAGCAAAACGAUUGCAAUCUAUAAAAACCUGCGGGAUUAUCUUAGCCAGUCGAGCGUGAGACUCUUCAUUUCAGGGUUAAUAAUGAUCUGAUUUACGAGUCUCAAAUCCGGCCGUUCGGAUUAUUUCAACCAAUUUUGGGGCUCGAAAGCCAAUUCUGUUUUUUGUGUGGUUUUUUUUUAGGGACCAGCCUUCUAAAGCUAUCAAACCAAUAGACCAGAAAUCUGUCCAUCGGAUUUGUUCAGGACAGGUGGUGCUGAAUCUGUGUACUGCGGUGAAAGAACUGGUGGAAAAUAGCAUAGAUGCUGGUGCUACCAAUGUUGGUAAGCUUACUGUCAAGUGCGCGUGUUUAGCAAUCUUAUUAGCAUGUUGCUUAUGUUGGUGUUUGCACGUGCAGGGAGGGAGGCAUGUCUGCAAACUGGCAGCUUUUACAAAUGGAAAAGAGAACAGAAGUAAUAAAAAAACCACGUUUGACUAAGAGUGUCCUGGCAUACAUUUUGAACGUUAAAAGGACAAUGUCUAGAAAUCCCUUCACUGCUGUAAACCUAUAUGUGGCAAAAUGUGGUGAUGUUUUGUAAUUGUUAUGUGACAAAUAUUCUUUAUAAUUUGUAGAAGUGAAACUUAAAGAUUAUGGAGCAGACCUUAUUGAAGUUUCUGAUAACGGUUGUGGUGUAGAAGAAGAGAACUUCGCAGGCUUGAGUAAGCUUUGUUUCAUGCCUCGUUUUCUAUAUGCAAAUCUGUCAGAUCAGUUUGGUUAAGAAAAGCUAUUAAUAUAAUCUCAGAACCAAUUUUACUUUCCAGUUUCAUGCUGAUGGCGAAAUGCAAAAAACAUCCAGGUCAUGCCACAUACACAGCAAAGCUGCAUUUUAAAAACCAUUUACUUUAGCAGCAGUACUUGUCAUCCUUAGAAAUAUUUGUUUAAUGACUACAUAUCUCACCCUUGAAAUAAAACUCAGUCUUCAGUGAGAGAGUUGAGAGCCACAGAUGAUUAGGUUUGACCUCAACAGAACAGAGAGUUCGGUGGAGUGUAUCUUUUAUGUGAAUUGUGGGGUAGCAGUUGGAUUGGGGGGAAGUAGCAGAAACGAAAUUGUCUCCACUACUUCCUGUCCCUCCUCAUUGCUUUUGCUAGCAAAGUCACUUAAGAGUCUAGCAAGAAAAGAAAUCUUGAUAGCACUUUACUGAACAAAAAUGAACAAAAAUAGUGUAUGUAAUGUUCAGAGGAAGAAACGGAGAGGUUUUGUCUUUCUUUAUUCAGGCCUUGUACUCAGUACAGAAACAUUAAACCAGAUAUAUGGAAGAAAAACUCCCCCAGAACUCACAGCCAAUCAAGGCACAUGCUGCCUCCGCCUCCACUUGCUCAACUGACUGACAGCAGAAUUAACUCUUAAGAUGCAAACUGAAUGAGCCCUACUGUUGCAGUUAUAACAGUUUCCUUGACUAGGUUUUUGAGUAAAGGCUGCUUUGUCUUUUGAUACUGCCACUCCGGGUGAUGAGAGAAAUCUGGGCUUCUCACCAGUGUUGGUGAGUAGGACAUUGGUUGACUGGGAAGAAGCAGACUUGAGUGGCUUGAGAGCUGGCAGUGUCAUCAGGGAAUAUUUUUGGGCAGAAGUCCAAGAUCUACUCAGAAGAAAAAGCAGGAGGCUCCUCAAGCACACAUUUUGAAAUAAUGCAUGUUGCCAUCUUUAAAGAAGAGGCAGGGCAUACAAGUCCAUUAAUUCCAGAGUCUAAAAUUAGGUAAUCUCAAACCAGGUGUGGCAUAUUUUUGGCCCUACAGAUGUUGUUGAACUACAACUCCCAUCAGCCCCAGCAAGCAUAGUCAAUGGCUAGAGGUGAUGGGGGUUGUAGUUCAAGUUCCCUGCAAAUGUUUUAGACUCUGGACUUGAUGGACUUAUGGAACUUACUGCACCACUGUGGGGAAUACUGUGUUAUUUGCAAACCAAUAAUUAAACAUACGCCAAACCACAUCAUGGAUAUAAAGCAAUAAAGUCUUGACUCAAUUGUUUUAAUUAUUUUAUGCUAGGUUAUAUUAUACAAAAGGCAUCUGAAUGACUUCUUGUUUUAUCUUACCAUUUAUUUUUCCAGCUCUGAAACACUAUACUUCUAAGAUACAAGACUUUUCUGACCUUACACGUGUUGAAACAUUUGGCUUUCGAGGUGAAGCUCUGAGUUCCCUAUGUGCAUUGAGGUAGGAUUCUUCUCUGCUUUAGUGCAGAGCUCUGGCCAGAUCAGUUGGCACAUCUUAUACCACAGUCCUUUCCCAUUCCCGUAAGAAUCUUUGAGCAGAAUGGGAGCCCAAGUUUAAAAGAAGCAAGUUUUUACAAUUUAAAAUUGUUGGCAUUAAAUGCGGGGUGGUUUUGUUUUUUUAACUCCUGGAAGCUUUUGUUCCCCUGUAGCAUUUAUUUGUUCUUUUCCUCCAGUGAAGUUUCCAUCAUUACUUGUCACAAAUCUGCAAAGGUUGGCACACGCUUGGUAUUUGACCACAGUGGGAAAAUCACUCUGAAGACCCCCUGCCCACGACAACAGGGGACAACUGUCAGUGUGCAGCAGUUAUUUUAUACCUUGCCGGUACGACAUAAAGAAUUUCAGCGCAACAUUAAGAAGGUAGGAGCAGCUUACUAGUAAUGUUGUUUUUAAGAGUGAAUGUAAGAGAUCCUAACAAAGGCAAGGGCCAUUGGAGGGAGUGAACAAAGGUGUUCCUUUACCAGAUGGUAAAGUCAGAUGGGAAGGAUCCAAAAAUAAACAAGAAACUAGUUCUGAGUAAACACCUGCCUUCCUUCACAAAUAUGCCUAGUAGAUGCAAAAAAAAUAAUGUUGAUCAUUAUCAUUUUUAUUAUUACACUUGUUAGUCGUUUUUCUCAGAGUGACCCAAAGCAACUUACGUUAAAACCAAUUAAGAACCUCCAAAAAACACAGCUAUGAAGAUAAAAGGCAGGACUUACAGAUGCCACCACACGAAAAGAGGCCAAAAGCCUGGGUAAAGAGAAGAGGCUUUGCCUGGUAAUGGCAAUGGUGGUAACUAUUUUUAGUUUAUAUAGUGCUUUAGUGUUCAGUGUACUUCACAUGUGAUUAUAGUGUGGUAAUCCCUAAAACAACCCUUUAAGGUAGGUCAGUACUAUUUUCCAUGUUGCAGUUGUAUGCCAGAGACUGAGAAUAUGAUAGCCUUAGACAAGCUAUCUUGCAAGCUCAUGACAGAUGCAGGUUUAAGUGGGAGGCUUUGUGGUUCUCAGCUUAGUCUUUUAACCAGUUCUAUUCACCAGCCCUUAUUAUUGUGUUGUUAUAGUCUAUGCGAUGAGGUAGGAUAAUAAGCCAUGAAUUAAAAGGUGUUUUAAAGUGGGAGGAAAAUGGCAGUGAUCACGCAUAGUCUGUGUAAGCAUGCUUCAUUACGUAGUCACUGGAAAAUCAUCAUUAUCUCUUUGUUUUUGCCAGGAGUAUGCAAAAAUGGUUCACGUGUUACAAGCAUACUGUAUCAUUUCAACAGGAGUUCGUAUUAACUGCACCAAUCAGGUUGGCCAAGGGAAGAAGCAAGCUGUGGUUUGCACCAGUGGGAGCUCAAACUUAAAAGAAAACAUUGGAGCAAUAUUUGGACAAAAGCAGGUAUUACUGUUAUUAUUAUUAACAUCCGUAUCGUUACAACUACUAGUCAUAUAGUUGUUGCUGCUGCUACUGCUACUACAGUGAACUAAUGCAACAGGUACUUCUACUUCUGCACAGUUAAUGCUUUGUACAGUUAACAAUGGAAAGAAAGUUGUCCUAGUGACAUUGGGUGGUGCUGUGCUUUGAAACCCAGAAUGUUGGGCCUUCAAAGAGCAGCAUGGAGCUGUUUGAAAGCCCUUUGUCAGCUGCCCUGCACUGCUCCUGAAACCUCCAAAAACCAGAGGUUUAAAGAGAAGCGUGGGGCUGUUUACAGUUUCCCAGCAGCCCUGUGCUGGUAUAUGAACCUCUGCUUUUUGGGCAGUGGCUGGGAAGGAGAAGCAAGUUCCAUCAACUACCACUUAUUUCCAGGUGCAGAGCUUGGUUCCUUUCGUUCAGCUACCCCCUAGUGAUGCUGUCUGUGAAGAAUAUGGCCUGAAUGUUUCUGAUAUGCCAGCCAAUUUUUAUACGUAAGUAGAAGAUUGUACGCACCUCACAGUCUAUGCAGCUUCCCUAUGUUUAAUUGGCUUAGGCUGCAAAUCCUAAAUCCCUCCUUACAUGAGGGUAAUGCCCACUGAAUUCAGUGGGACCUCUGAGUAGAUAUGUUUAGGAUUGUGGCCUUAACCAUUCAGCUUUACAAUUUUAAGGUGUGUCAGUCACGUCUAUUAGUCUUCCUUGCCACCUGGAACCAAUCGAGGAGACUGCAUGAAAAUUAUUGCGUUCUCAUUUUAAGCGUUUAGGGCAAAGAUAUACUAAAUUAGGCUUAAGUGAAAUGAGUCCCACAAGCUUCCUGGUUGAAGUUCUGGGUUCUCUGACAGGUGUACCAGCUGUGUUGGGCAUGUCAAGAUGCUCAGCUUGGAAUAGUCAUUCCCCACAGUUCAAGGGCAGCUGAAUAAUAAAAAAUGAAUGAAUAUUGUAAUCCAUUUAUCUUUUAUAUUUAAGGAUGUGUGGAUAGUUAUUUUCUGGAUAUGGGUAGACCUGCUGUGACAAAGUUUGAGAACUUUUGAAGAAGGACCCAGGAAUUAAAAGCUCAUCUUUUAUUUUUUAAAAAAAGCCAGUGUACCUGGCAUAAGUGCUUAGCUUCCUCACUCGUUCAGCAGUGAGUGAGAAGUUUGCUGGAGAUUGCCCUUUCCCAGGAUGAAAGUCCGUUGACAAGUGGUGACAGAUUUGCUGGUGUGCGAGUCUGUGGUAGCUAGGCAACCCCACAAAUUUCAGCUUUAGUCUUUUUGAAAGAAAGAAAAAGAAAGAAAGAAAGGUGUGUCAAAUUGCACAGCUUCUAUGCUUUUCUUCUUUGGAAAUAUAUCCUCGACAUAUUUACUUUGAUCAGUAUCACAGGCUUUGUUUCCCGUUGCGAUCAUGGUGUCGGGAGAAGUACCACAGACAGGCAGUUCUUCUUUAUCAACCAGCGGCCCUGUGAUGCAGGCAAGGUAUGGCUCUCUCUCACAACACACACAAUACCUUCGUUCUUCGCUUUUACAGCCUUCGAGCUGUAGUUUGCCUUUCCACCCACUGUGUCAGGGAAGUGGUGCAACAUUACCGUAUUUUAAUAUUUGGUUGGAAGCCGCCCAGUGUGGCUGGGGAAGCCCAGCCAGAUGGCAGGGUAUAAAUAAUAAAUGAUUAUUAUUAUGUCUGCAACACCUUCUUCUGGAGAGCCAGUGUGGUGUAGUGGUUAAGAGCGAUAGACUCGUAAUCUGGGGAACCGGGUUCGCGUCUCCGCUCCUCCACAUGCAGCUGCUGGGUGACCUUGGGCCAGUCACACUUCUUUGAAGUCUCUCAGCCCCACUCACCUCACAGAGUGUUUGUUGUGGGGGAGGAAGGGAAAGGAGAAUGUUAGCCGCUUUGAGACUCCUGAAGGGGAGUGAAAGGCGGGAUAUCAAAUCCAAACUCUUCUUCUUCUUUUCUGGACAGGUUUCCAAAGUUGUGAAUGAAGUGUACCACAUGUACAACAGACACCAGUAUCCAUUUGUGGCUCUUAAUAUAUGUGCAAAUUCCGGUGAGUCACACACAUUUCUCUAGGAAAAACUUGAAAGAUGAAGUAUGUUUAUGUGUGCAGUUGUUGUUUAGCAGUUGGGAUAAACAUCCUGAUUCUUUGUCACUCGGUUGGCAGUAAAUCUCAAUUCCAAUACUCAUAAGCCAGGUUGCCACCAGGCCAUUUUUUUAAAAAAAGAGCUUGGUUUUCUUCUUUCUUUUUAAUAGAGGUUUGAUAGGCAGAAAUCAACGUGAAGCUUUCCAUGAUAUGCUGCUAGACUACCCGCUGCUGAUAAAAAGCAGCAAGAAGUCUAGUUCAAAAGCUGAUAACCCUACUUCAAACAAAUGUGUGCUGUUUUUUUCCCUUCAGAUUGUGUUGUAAAUUGAUGCAUAAUCUCUACACUCUGAAGUGCAUUACUCUUAAAUUUUACCCUGUUGAUAAGAAAUCUUCUAAACCGGGGUGAAGUGCCUGAAUUGGCUUGUUCACUGCUAACAAACCACAAUACGAAGCCAUGGUUUGUUGUUUACUAAUGAACUUUAGUUUGUUUUAACUAGAGCUUGGAGGUGCAUAUUCACCUAACACCCUUCCUUAAUCAUGGUUUGUUUGCCCACCCAGAUGCUCACCAAAUUGCAAAGGCACGAGGCAAAAAGUUGCUAGAAGAUUUUGGAGAGACAAGGCGUGGUUCAUUUGUUUUUUGUCUGCAGGACAGCUUUCGAUUAAUUCAUUUGUUAAACAUGCUAUGGCUUCGCUUAAGAAAACUAUGACUAAAUGUUAAUGUGAACCAAGCCAAUAUCAUUUUAUGUCUUUGUUUUUAGAAUGUGUUGACAUCAAUGUGACACCCGACAAAAGGCAAAUAAUGUUGCAGGAAGAGAAACUACUAUUGGCGACUCUAAAGACUUCAAUGUUGGGGAUGUUUGGCAGUGAUGUUAACAAACUCAUUGUCAACCAAAAAUUGCCAGAUAUUAAAGGUAGGAAUGACACCAGCCAUUUAAACCAACUCCUUUUCUAAGUGGAUAAUUUUGCUUUUUUUAAAGUGCAUUGUUAAUGGGCUGGUUCAACUGAUUGUGUUCGGCUACACACAGUGCGUAUUUCCUCAAAUGUCAGCCCAGCUGUAUUCCCUGGGGCUUGGGGCAAUCACUUCCGCUUAGAAUUCUGGCCUCGUUUAGUUAGAAAAACUCAGGCACAGUUUUAAUGUGAUUUCCUGCAGUGCCUUGCAUUGCGGACAAGGCAUCAGGUAUCAAUGAUUUCUGUCUGCAGUUGUGAAAUGGAGCUUGGCAUUUUCACAAGAUGGGUCCCAAAUUGGCCUGCUAAGCUGUUUUCCCUGAAUCACAUCUGCUUGCUCCAAACUUGAUGUGUUAUGGGCCAAGUAGAGAAGUGGCAGGUGGUGCACAAUCUGGAGCCUUAAAGUACACUCCCAAUUGUUGUCAGCGUCAAUUGAUGGUGACUGCAAGCCUGCUGGAUUUGCUGCAAGACCAAGUUCCCAAUGGGAAACUCCACUGCACAGCUGAUCAGUGGGGACUUCAAGCCUCACUUGACUUGGAUUUCCUUUUGUAGCAUAGCUUGUCACAUUACAAAGAAAAAAAUUGUCACCCAAUGUCAUCGUGAAGCCAGGUGAUUGACAAUUGGGCUGGCCUCCAUCCAACUGUCAGAGUGAUCCACUGGGGUUGGGGGGAUCUAGGAUCCAGCUGGCUGGCCAGAUCCAUUUCCCCACCCCUGCUCUCGCUGUUCUUUCUCUAAAUGGAGCCUCGGAGUUCUCUAUUGGGGCCUUGAUUUUUUCCUGUGGGUUGAUUUUUAAAUUGCAAUUUAAAACUCUCCUCUCUUCGCCCUUUCUUAGGAAAUUUCACAGUGCUUCAAGAAGAGGUAGAAAGCCCUGCCUUGGAAACUUUGCGUGGCUCCUCCUCUCAGAAUCUGAGUGCAAAAGAAAAAACAGCAAUCACUGUUGCCAAACUUAGGGAAUCAUUUUCUCUCCACCAAGUGAAAAAGGCCCAUUUUCAUGGUGUUGAAAACGCCAAACGUCAACAAAGUUCCUCUUUGCAGAAAGAACUUCCGGCAUUUUUUAGCAUUUUGGAUUCUCCAAAUAAGAAGACUGGCUCCAGCAAAGAGGCAGAGUGUGGAAGAGAGGAGGACCCAAGUACAUUCAUGUUUUGGGGCAAAAAACUCAAGAAAUCAGCAGAAGAUAGAGAUUCUGGUUGUGGGAGCACCUCAGCAGAAUCGGAAGUGGGUUUAAGCACGCCAGAAAAUGGUAGCUGUUCCAGCUGUGAAAACGCAAUUGGCUCACCUCUUGAAGAUUUCCCUAUUUUCAGAGAAGUUCAAAGUGGCAGUCUUGAGACGAGGGGAGAUUUCUGGGGAGCUGAAUGCAAAUUGAACCAAAGCAAAGAGAGCCAAUUAUCCCAGCAGGCAGACAGUUCACCCCCCAAAAUGAAACGUUUUAAGAUGAGCCAGCCUCUUUCUCAGGUGGCCACUCCGUCAAAGAUGGAGAAUGACCGGGAUUCUUCAGUCCUAUCGCAGUAUGAUGUACCUGUAGAACUGGAGAAGAAAACCGUACCGUUGGAGUUUUCUCUGAGCGCACUGAUGGGCAGAGUACAGAAGCUAAGCCAGGAACAGGAGAAGAAAGAAGCAGCGCUAAAAUUCAGAAAAUUCAGGGCAAAAAUUAGCCCAGGAGAAAAUAAAACAGCAGAAGACGAAUUAAGAAAAGAAAUAAGGUAUUUGACCUUUUAAAUUCCUCCAUUGGCAAAGCAGUGGUAUCUGUUUGACUUGAAAGGAGUUGGGAUGGCACAUCUGGAAUAUUUGCAGUGACCAGGAAAUCCUCACUGUAGAGUAGGUGAAACUUCGCUUUGCUUUGCACCGUGAGACACAGCUUUCCAUCUUACGUUCCCAUGCAAAAUUCUUCCCAGGUUCCCAUAUACUCUGCUUGAGGGACAGCUGGGCAAUGCUGCUUACACAUCUGUCCUUGACCAUGAGGUGACAGAGAGAGCUUUUCACAACUCACUGUGAUGCUCACUGUAACUUUCUGGAGCGAGUUGCUAGUCUUUUAGGCAGCUGGCCACAAGACCCCAAAAAACUGCAGACAAACUCCGGCUCCCUCAGCCAGUAAAGCAAGAUGAGCGCCGCAACCCCAGAGUCCUUCGCGACUGGACUUAAUUGUCAGGGGUCCUUUACCUUUACCUUUUUAGAAAACUUAAAGGGCUGAUAGUUCCCCUGCCCUAAAAUGCAAACACAUUUUUAACCUGCUUUCCCCACCCUUUCCCUAUAUACAGGAAAGAGAUGUUUGCUAAAAUGGACAUAAUCGGCCAGUUCAAUUUAGGGUUUAUAAUAGCCAAGCUGAACUCGGACCUCUUCAUCAUUGAUCAACAUGCUUCAGAUGAGAAGUACAACUUCGAGAUGUUGCAAGAGCACACUGUUCUGCAGGGGCAGAAGCUGAUCACGUAAGUGUCCCAAGAUGAGCAGCUGGCCGCUCAGUGCAGUCAGCGAAGGCCCUGCUGUUGGACCAGUUUCGUUGCUUUUUUAUUGCAUGGUAGAGCUUCUUUGGGAGUUGCUCUGGGUGUUCAGGGAGCAGAAGAGUGGGGUAGAAAUACUAAGUACAGUGGUACCUCAGGUUAAGUACUUAAUUCGUUCCAAAGGUCCGUUCUUAACCUGAAACUGUUCUUAACCUAAAGCACCACUUUAGCUAAUGGAGCCUCCUGCUGCCACCGCGCCACUGGAGCACAAUUUCUGUUCUCAUCCUGAAGCAAAGUUCUUAACCCGAGGUACUGUUUCUGGGUUAAUGGAGUCUGUAACCUGAAGCGUAUGUAACAUGAAGCAUAUGUAACCCGAGGUACCACUGUACUAGCUGAAUGGCAGUGAUUGGAUAAACAUAUUUUUAACUUGUGGCUGUUUAAAGAAGCACAUACUUGGGAUGGAAUGAGAUACAGCUAACAAAGGUAAUAAUUUGAAUGCAAGCUGAUUUAAGGGGGGGUGUAUGUUAGGGCUCAUAAAAGGGUUCUUUAUGGGAGUCCCUGGGGCUCUUUUUCCUCCCGCCUCACUUUUUAAAGCCUUUGUUUGUGCUUUACUUUGCCUAUAGGGUGUCUGGGUCCACUGCCAAGUACUUUGCAAGUUGAGGCACCAGCAGUCCUCCAUCUUAAUUUCUCAGGGGUAAUCUGUAAAUUAGCAUAUGCAAAUAUGUCCCAUGAACCUGUGUCCUGAGCCCCUUAGGUGAGGCACCCCUAAACUCGGCCCUCCAAAUGUUUAGGGACUACAACUCCCAUCAUCCUUAGCUAACAGGACCAGUGGUCAGGGAAGAUGGGAAUUGUAGUCUCAAAACAUCUGGAGGGUCGAGUUUGGGGCUGCCUGCCUUAGGUACUUAGCAGCCGGGUUAGAAUUGAAAAUUGGCCACAGGUUAUGGUGGGUUUUACAGCAUUUUAAAUACUUUUUAAAAAGAAGUUUAGCUGUUCUUGUAUUCAAAGUUCCAAUGAAUGCUAAGAUGAAUGUGAGGAUGGUCUUUUGAUACAUUUGAGGUUAGGUUUGGCUUACUCAAACCCCUUUUCCCCUCUGAACUUCAUAAAAAAGAAGAGGAAAAAAGAUAGUAGUAACAAGCAUUUCAUUGGAUGUAUAUUAAAAUAUCUCCAUCUGAUCUUUGGAGGAGCUUUGGGAUCCCAUCUGCUUUAUUCAUUUAAAGUAGACUAUACCAUUUAAGGAGAGUCAUGGCUUUCCCUAAACAGUUGUGGAAACUGUAGUUUAAGAGCUACAAUUCCCAGUGUGGUUUAACAAGCCCUCUUCAGGGAAGUUUGGGAUUGGUUGGUGGGGAACAGGGGUCUCCCCACAAUUCCUAGCACCCUUAAACUACAGUACCCAAGUGGCAUGAGACUGCUUUAAAUGUAUCAGGUGGGGCCUAACUUUUGCCAGAAUGUAUCAAGAUAAACACUUGUCACACUAACUUCACACCCUAUUCUUUUUUCAAUGUCUCCCAUUAUUUCAGGCCUCAGAAUCUUAACUUAACUGCUGUAAGCGAAAGCAUUUUAAUGGAAAACCUGGAAAUUUUCAGAAAAAAUGGAUUUGAUUUUGUUAUUGAUGAAGAUGGUGAGUUUCCGCCUAAAUGGGAUGCUAAUAUCUAGGGUACAAAGAUCUGCCCAAGUUCCUUUGCCCAAGUGGUGGUUGCUGUCUCUUUCUCUCCGACACCAAUACCCACCGAAAAGCAGCAGCAGUGUAUAGUAUGCAACAAUCGUUCGCAUAGGUCCUUGGGAGUAAUCUCCAUCCAGCUAUGUGGCAAGUAAGUAGGGAUUGCUUUGGACUGCAUUGGUUCAACUUGUAGAACACACUGAGCUUUUUUCACCCAGCUGAAAUGCAAGCAAUUUUGCAAAGCUAGUGUCACCACUUAUACCGCUACCAUGAAGUCAGGAACCCCAUCAAAGGAAAGGAAAGACGUAUCUAGCCUCUGCUUCAUUGUUUUCUUCCUUUUCUGACUUCCUCCAUGUAAAUGAAACUUCAAAAUCUUGUUUGCUUUCACUUGCCAGAGCAAGAAUAGUCUGUGAGUUAUGGUGCUCUGGCAAAUGUCAUUGCUCCUGCCCUGAAAAAAAGCCCGGAAGCUACGCUACACUUCUGGAAAUUUCACCAGCUUUACAUCCUAAUAGAAAUUAUUCUUUUCUCUUAGCAGUGCCUUGGGGUUUUCUUCUCACAGAGUUUAUGUAGUAUAGACAAUGGAACCAAGUAGGUGGGCCCAGGGCUAUGGUUCCUUCCCACAGUAGCGCUCUCCGUCCUGGUGAGCAGUUGUCAACCUGAACAUUAUAGACCUUUCAUGUUGCUAUGGGAUAAAGCAAGACUAGGGAAGCAGCUCCCAUGUUGCUAUAAUAAUAGUCCGGAACACAACCUCUCCACUGUGAUAUUCAUGGAAAGAAAACAGGAGAUGUUCUGCCUUGUGCUUUCUGUUUUUCACAUCUCUCUUUACUGUCUGAAUCAGUUCUUUGAUGUUUAAAAUUAACUUUAAUAAUUGGGUUUUUAAAUUGUAACCCACCUUGGGACCUCAUGGUGAAUGGCUGGUAAGAAAUCUGUUAGUAUUAACAGUUUCUACCUCCUACUCUCAUAGGAAGAGCCUGCUGGAUCAGGCCAAUGGCCCAUCAAAGUCCACCAUUUUGUUUUCACAGUGGCCAACCAAAUGCCUAUGGGAGGCCCGUAAGCAGGACACAAAUUCUAGUGUAAUGAGGCAGGGAGGUAUGCAGACUUGUGAAGAUGGGGCAGCGUUCAUCUCUGGAGGCCUGGGGUGUGAAAGGUUCUAUUUUGGACAUGAGAGAGAGAGGAGAAAGGAGAGGAAGUGAAACAGUUGUGCUUCCUGUUUGUCCGAUAUUGGUGUCGUGACCAAAGUUGCACCUAACUGCAGCAGGGCCCAUGUGUUACGAAUGCCCUUAAUUCUUCAUGCAUCCGUUUUUCAGCUCUGCAUUUUAAAAAUUAGAAAUCGUAACACGAAGGUAGAAAUGAUUAAAUUUUAAAAUUAUUUUUGAGACACGCUCCAUCUUUCAACAGCUGCCUUAAUCAGGGUGUGCGUGUUAUUGGGUCGUUGUUUCUAUUUUGACUAUAUAUAUAUAUAUAUAUAUAUUUUGUUCUGUGAACCGCCCUGAGACCUCCAGGUAUAGGGCGGUAUUUAAAUUCAAUCAAUCAAUCAAUCAAUCAAUCAUCAGCUUCAUUGCACACACAGAUGAAGAUCUACAUUCGCAGAGCCACAUCAGAUGCUCUUGCUGCAUUAAGAGCAUACGAUUUAAAAAUCUAAAUUUCAGGUUUUAGAUUACAAGUGGGAAUUUUUCAUUUACUUUUGGCUUUUUUAAAAUGUACGCAUGAAAAGUGUAGUGGCUAUUAAAUCAUUCAUUUAAAACCUUGCAGCUCCUGCUACCCAAAGAGUUAAACUCAUCUCUUUACCUACAAGCAAAAACUGGACUUUUGGUCCACAAGAUAUAGAGGAGUUAAUCUUCAUGUUAAGCGACUGCCCUGGAGUGAUGUGCAGGCCUUCCAGAGUAAGACAGAUGUUCGCUUCUCGAGCAUGUAGAAAGUCUGUAAGUAUUAAUCCGUUGGAGGUUUCAUAUUUAUUUCUUGCUUUUCUAUUAAAAUAACGCUCAAAGCUGCUUACUGGAUAACGGGACAUAGGAGGGAACUUCCUUUUUUAAGAUUAAGGAAGUAAAGUAUGUCAACCAAAAAUAGAUAAUGAUAGUACUGACCCUCAUGAGACUUUUAACAUUUUAUUUUUCAUCUACAGGUGAUGGUUGGAACAGCGCUUAAUGCAAAUGAGAUGAAGAAACUCGUCACCCACAUGGGUGAGAUUGAGCACCCUUGGAAUUGCCCACACGGAAGACCUACCAUAAGGCAUAUAGCCAAUCUAGAUCUGAUUUCACAAGAAUAACGAACCUUUAUGCACGUUCGUUAGGACAUUUUUAGCAUUUAUUCCAUUGGCGGAUGCUAUUGAGACCUCUUUUAUAGGAUUGUGAUUUAUCACGAUAGUCUUUUUCUCCCUUUGCAUCACAAAAGAUCAAGCUUACCAUGUUGUUCAAGAAAUAAACUACUAGAUGGGCAAAAUGUCUAUGCUGAUGCAACUAAGUGUGUGUAACUGAGGUUAUAGCUGCUCAUCUCUUGCAACUCCCACCAUGCACCAAACCCCAUGAUCCUUGGAUCUCUGCAAGUGUUUUAUCACAACACUGGCAUAGAUCCACGGUGUCUCCCCUUAUCCCUGCGCAGGUGAGCUGUCAUUAAGUCCUGCAACACCUUUUACUACCCUUUUAGAACAAAAAAGGCUGGAAAAUCAAGCCAGCACCUGUUUCUAUGGAUUAAGGCUUGGUUUGAGUUAUGUUGCUGCCUUUGGUCUACAUCAAACUACGUGUGAGGCAGGGAGAAAUUAGGUUUCUCUCUUCAGGGUUUCCCCCCCACGGCAGUUCCUUUUCACCUGCCCUGUAGGUGAACAAAAAGCGAAGGAGUAGGCUGAGAUACUUUGUCCUGUGCACCAGACAAUUGUCUCAAAAUUAUGGGACGGUAGGAGGCAAUUUGUGGUGUUCCCCUUGGUGGUUAUCCAGUGUAGUUCAACGCCUAAUAAUCUUGAGAGCCCAAGAAACUGUAUUUUCUGCCCACUGGGUUGGCGCAGCUCUGCCCUGGUUGGUUAAUCUAUUACAGAAUGAUCUGCUGGUCAUUUAUAUUAGUGUAGCUUCACUGCUAAAAACAGUUUCCUUUUAUUAAAUAACUUGUACAUAGAAAGGAUUUGUGUACAUACGUUCUUACUAUGGAUGGCCUUUUGUUUUUACAGCAGAUAUAUAUUUAAAAUAUUUUUUUAAAAAACACAAAUGAACGUUCUCCAGCUUUCUCAUUAAAUGAUUUUCCU